Messenger RNA from Diaporthe amygdali, 1200 nucleotides. RefSeq names its product Alpha-ketoglutarate-dependent dioxygenase fc-dox. The transcript has 5 exons. Gene Ontology annotation, molecular function: oxidoreductase activity. Lineage: Eukaryota; Fungi; Ascomycota; Sordariomycetes; Diaporthales; Diaporthaceae. Bases 1 to 1200 code for a protein of 399 amino acids. The record is from RefSeq and is a predicted model, not a curated record.
AUGGGAUCGACUGCUGAAGACUUCGUUAUCAAGCCUAUGAAAGGCGAACACGGUUUUGGAGCUGAAAUUUACGGCCUCGACGUCAACAACAUUACAGAUGAACAAGUCGACAGACUGCGCGAUACCAUCCAGCGGUAUUUGCUGGUGGUGCUCAAACAUCAACACGAUGAGACUCCGCAAAAGAACUGGGAGCUUCUCAACCGCCUCAGUCCCGAUGCCCCAAAGUUCACACCGGAAGAGUGGGCUCUGAUGUACAACCCAGACCCACAAGGUGCUGGUAUCCUCCCUAAGUUAGGAUACCUCGUGCUCCCAGGGACUGAGCGCCUCUUUCUGAUGGGCAAAGGCUAUCAGGGCGAGGAUCACUGGGGUCUCAAAGAUAUCGACAUUCCCGAAGUGUUUGCAGAUGCUUACUACUCCAAGCCUCUGCCACAUGAGGACUACCACAAUGGCGUGGCACGCUUUCAGUCGUGGCACAUCGACGGUCCAUCUUAUAAAAUCGACCACCCCAUGUUCACAUCCUUCCGCAUCAUCAAGUUUCCGGAGGGCGAGCAGACAGUUGACUGGGCUGAUGGCUCCGGCUUGACUAAAAAAGUCAAGGCCGGUCGCACUGCCUUCUUCAGCUCAGCCAAGCUCUACGAUAUGUUAACCAAGGAAGAGCAGGCAAUCGCUGAUUACAGCUGGGCUGAGUAUAUGUACUUCCCCUACGAGUGGAUUCUUCGUUGCCGUGGAAACCCUCAAGGCUUGAACGUCGCCUGUGAGGGUAGGGAGGUACCCGAUGAGCAAAUGGAUGCCAUGCCCAGGAAUCCCGAGGAUCAGCUUGUCCUUCCACUUGUUUGGGUGAACCCAGUCACCGGCGGGAAGCACUUUCAUGUGCAGCCUAACAUUGUGCGCCGGGUCUUUGUCCGCAGCGGACCCGACGAGGAGCCCAAGGUCAUUGAUGACGUGAAGGAAGUGAGAGAUUUCUUCACCAAGUUUCAGUAUCGCAUCAUUCGACCAGAGAACAUUUAUGUUGGCCCAGAAGAAGAAGGAGACCAGUUGUUGUUCUUCAACUGGGGUGUGAUGCACUCCAAGAUUGAUUACCCGAUCGAGAUGGGCACUCGGACUACUCAUCAGGGAUGGCUGGCCGGAGAUCGUCCUCCAAAGGGACCUGUGCCAAUUCCAGACCCCCGCGCUAGGUCAAACAUCUAUUAUCAGAAGUGA